Molecule: messenger RNA, 1653 nt
Organism: Xyrauchen texanus (razorback sucker)
Lineage: Eukaryota; Metazoa; Chordata; Actinopteri; Cypriniformes; Catostomidae
Product: coiled-coil domain-containing protein 73-like
Exons: 17
Coding region: 1-1653 (550 amino acids)
Source: RefSeq, a predicted model, not a curated record
AUGGAGCUGGGCAAGGACACUGGAACAGACCUUUUCUCUUUGAUGGAAGAUAAAGAGGCUCUUGGUCAACUGAAGACCCCAAACAUUGCUUUUGAGAAUGAUGACCAUACCAUCUCAGUGCAAGUCCUGGAAUUUAAAACAAGUCUUCUGGAGGCAGUUGAGGAGUUACAUAUUCACAGGGAUGCUGAAACUCGAUAUGAGGAGCAGAUUUUUAAACUUGUGCUAGAGAAACAAGAGUUGGAAUGGCAAAAGGAGUCCUUACAAAGUCAGAUUUCUAGAAUGUCGAACGAGAGUUCAGAGUCACUUACUGCUGUUAAGAAACAGUUUCAGGCUCAAAUCAGAAGAAUUGAGGGAGAAAAGGGGAAAAACCAGCUGUCUGCUGAACUGAAAGACAAAGAGAUCACCAGCCUCAAGGAAGAACUUAAACUACUGCAGUUGCUCAGGUACAGUUUGGAGAAGAAAUUAAGCGAGCUGGAGCAAAAGUUGCAGCUGCAGACACAGACGAAAGACAGCCACCUGAAUCAGCUGGCAGAGGCAGAAAGACGAUUCGGCGCCAUCUCCCGACAAUGUGCCAUGGUAAAGCAGGCCCAUGAGAAACUCGAGCAAAAUGUUGAAGAGGCCAUGCAGAUUAAUAAAAAACUCACAUCCAUCAAUAAAAAACAAGAAUCUAUGAUUAAAGCCUUAAAAGAGGAUGUGGAGAGACUAAAUAAAGAGUUGGUCACGUCCAAAGUGUCAUCAGUCUGCAAACCUGGAGAGGAGCAUUUACAAAACAUUCUCAAAGAACAACAGCUUCAGCAACUGCAGCAGAAACUCCUUGUGGAAACAGAGCUUAACAAGAAACUGAGAAAUGAAUCUGACAAAGAGAGGGCUGAGAAGCAGGGGGUAUUGAGAUCCCUCCACCACACUCAGCGUUUGCUGCAGACACAGACAGAAGCUCUGAGCCGAGCAGACCUGGAGCUCCGUACACUCCAAGAGGGAUAUCUGGUCCUUAAAACAGAACAUGAAUUGAACCAAGAAAAGACUAAAGAAAAAGAGGACAGCUUUGCUCAGCUAAGAGACGUGUACCAAAAUUCUAAACUCGCUUGGGAAAAAGAGAUGCUGCAACAGCAAAAUACAAUGGAGGCAGAUCAGGUUGAGCUGAAAACUGUAAAAGAGGCUUAUAAUCAGCUCCAGGAAGAGAACAAACAGCUGUCUAUUUCUGCAGUUCAUAUAGCCAAAGAAGUUCAUAACUGUGAGGUUGACUUAAAUGAUCAAGAAAGCCAAAACCAAGAAAAUUCAGUAAGCACACCAGAAAGUGAAAUUAACCUUGUCAGUCUUCUUAAAGAUGUGUCUACAGAACUUGAGGAACGUCUGAUUAGUCCUCAUGAUAACUGUGAACCAUCAAGUCAUCCCGUUAAAGCCAUUCUAGAUGAAAACACUGCUGAGUGCCAGAAGGCCAUAAAAGCCUUCUGCUCUCAUGAUAGCAACAAGGAACUCAACGCUCCAAUGCAGGUAGAUGGAGCAGUAACUGAACAGUCACCGACAGAAGGAUCAGAUAUUUUGGAUUCAAAUGUGUCUGAUCUUAAGAUCUCGAGACCUGAGGAAUCCGAAGUGACACAGAUAGCUGUCUCACUGAGCUAUCAGGGCCUGAAACCAGGUCUGUUUAUGGGGUAG